UGUGAAUAAGGGACGAUCAAGGCAAUACUGUCAUUUUAGCCCGUCUAAAAAAAUCUUCUUCUACGGAUUCUCUCGGUGAUAUCUUCGUAGUUUCAUAAUUCUAGAACCAUAUUCUCAUAGAGAUAGCCUUUAUUCUUCAACUCAUAGAAUUUUGCAAUUUUUGCUUUAAUCAGUCUCUUGUGCAUACUGAAUGUUUGUUGGAGAUAGCAUAUGGAGUUGCUAUGACAAAAUGACCUACUUAGAGAUGUGGAGCUUCUCAAAGGAAGAGGUUGUGGACGAUGGGAGGCUUGGAUUGAGCAGUUUCCCGAAAAGAAAAGAAGCAUCUCCCACCACCAAGGGCGGCGGCGACAGUAGCUUCAACACCAUCGACACAUUCGAGGCAUUGACGGAGACGGAGCAGGAUUUCGUUAACUUUACUUUCGUAUUUGAAGCUCCACUAAAGUAUGAUAUCUUCUACUGUGUUACGUCUUUCUACGAAAACUUGAUCCAACGGAGAGUAAGAGAAUGGCUGGCAUUUCACAUCAGGCUGUUCGGAGAGAAAUCCCAUUUCGUAAUUCACGAUGCAGGAGGUGUACAUGAUGGGGUAAUGGAGGUGCUUAAACCAUGGAUGGAUAAAGGAUAUGUUACAUUACAGGAUAUUAGAGAGCAAGAGAGAUUUGAUGGUUCACCAUUGUGCAAAUGCCAAUGUCUAACAAGCUUUGUCUCACUGAGGAUCGCGGUAAAUCCUACAGAUUGUAGAUUCAUUGGUUACCCUCCUUCUGCAAUGGCUUCUACCACAAUGUCACACGUUCUUGAUCGGUUACAGCUUUGCAUUGGUGAGAAGUACCAAGAUUAACUUUUGGACAUCCUUGGAAUUGUCAAGGACAAAGUGGAAGAAUGUUCUAGACUAAUACAAGAUUUGGUUUGCAACAUUGAUUUUUAUUAUUCAAAUAAAAGGAAGUUUGGUACUUUGCCAGGGAGUCCAACAGGAGUAAUUGUGACACCCCAACUUAGAAAGGAGUCCCACAUCGGCAAAACACAAGAGGGAUAAGUGAGAAAUCCUUACUCCCUAGUGACGCGUUUUAAAGCCGUGCGGGCCUGGGCCUAAAGCGGACAAUAUCACUAGUGGGUUGGGGAGUGGCAGCGGUAUCUCGCGCCUGUGUGGUUCGGGAUGCCCGUCGCGGCCAGGGCCUCGGGCCGAGUCGUGACAGAAUGCUAUCAGAGACGUUCCUGUGUCGUCCCUGUCGAUGUGGGCCAGAGUUCAAAUUGAGUGUAGGCAAAUCCCGGUAAGGCGGGGCAAACCUCAGUCCUGAGUGUAGGCGAAUCCCAUUCGGUGGGGCAAACCUCAGCGAGGACCCUGAGUCCAUAAAGGGGGUGUAUGUGACACCCCAACUUAGGAAGGAGUCCCACAUCGACAAAACACAAAAGGGAUGCUGGGUAUAUAAGUGAGAAAUCCUUACUCCCUAACGACGCGCUUUAAAGCCGUGCGGGCUUGGGCCCAGAGCGGAUAAUAUCACUAGUGGGUUGGGGAGUGACAGCGGUAUCUCGUGCCUGUGUGGUUUGGGAUGCCCGUCGCGGCCAGGGCCUCGGGCCGGGUCGUGACAGAAUGGUAUCAAAGCCGCUCCUGUGUCGUCCCUGUCGAUGUGGGCCAGAGUUCAAACUGAGUGUAGGCAAAUCCCGGUAAGGCGGGGCAAACCUCAGUCCUGAGUGUAGGCGAAUCCCAUUCGGUGGGGCAAACCUCAGUGAGGACGCUGAGUC
Capsicum annuum is the source of this 1737-nucleotide messenger RNA. Its product is annotated as galactan beta-1,4-galactosyltransferase GALS2-like. The record is from RefSeq and is a predicted model, not a curated record. The coding region runs from base 191 to 835 and encodes 214 amino acids. NCBI's taxonomy places the organism in Eukaryota, Viridiplantae, Streptophyta, Magnoliopsida, Solanales, Solanaceae. The transcript has 7 exons.